UGUAGAGGGUCAGCAAAAGAGAGGAAGACCCUCAACAAGAUGGAUUGACACAGUGGCUGCAAUAAUGGGCUCAAGCAAACAACAAUUGUGAAGAUGGCGCAGGACCGGGCAGUGUUUUGUUUUGUUGUGCAUAGGGUCGCUAUGGGUGAGAACCAUCCUCACAAUCACUGUGCCCAACAAUAUCGUAAUUGUAAGAAAAUUGGCUAAAUCACUUAAUAGCAUGAUAACCUUAGAGAGCAGUAGAUGAGCAGUAAAAGAAUUACACAGAGUAAAGGUUUUUAACUGGUUAAAAUUAAAGGCGAUAAAUAGGAACCUCAGGGGGCAGCGAAUUUAUGUUACUUGGGGAGGAACAACUGGGAAAAGGAGGGUGAGAAUGGUUGCACAGCUCCAAGAAUAUAAUUAAUGUCACUGAAUUGUACAUGUAAAAAUUGUUGAAUUGGUAUAUGUUCUGCUGUGUAUAUUCUCAACAAUAACAACAACAAAAAAUUUAAUCAUUAAAAAAAUGAAAGGUAAGGCCGUUGUUGAUAUUGUAAAUAGCCUUCCCUCCUCUUCCGGCUAUUGGGAUCCCUGUUUCCGGAACCCUGGCUGGGGUGAUGUCACAGAUGGGUGACCUCACUUCAGGCAAGGAACCGGGACUCUCAGUGGCAUGGGGGAGUGGGGAGGAUGUUUCUCUACUACCCCAACCCCCCAUGUCUGUGGUGAAGUCGAUCGAAUUAGUGCUGCCCAAGGAUGCCAUCUACCUGGCCGGCUCCAGCCUAAAAGGGCAGGUGAUUUUAACCCUGAACAGCACCCUGGUAGACCCCAUAGUGAAAGUGGAGCUCGUGGGAAGAGGUUAUGUCGAGUGGAACGAAGAAAUCGGGGCAUCCCGCGAUUAUAGCAGAGAUGUGAUUUGCAACAACAAGGCAGACUAUGUGCAUAAGACAAAGACAUUUCCAGUGGCGGAUAAUUGGUUAGGUGCAGGCAGCCACACCUUUGACUUCCAUUUCAACUUGCCUCCCAGGCUCCCUUCUACCUUCACCAGCAAAAUUGGCCACGUCUUCUACUACGUACAAGCUUCCUGCAGGGGCCGGGAGUUCAUUUUAGCCAAGACGAGGAUGUAUUUAUUGGUUCAAGGGACUUCGGACUUCCACAAAGAAAGCCCAUUCCAGAACCCUCUGCUGGUCGAAGCUGAGAAGAGGGUCUCUUACAACUGCUGCAGCCAGGGCACCGUCCACCUGCAGGCCUAUAUGGAAAAGAACAUCUUCAUGCCAGGGGACAGAGUCAUUCUCACCACCGAGAUCAACAACCAGACCAGCAAGUGCAUCAAAAAGGUCCUCUUCACCCUCUAUGCCCACGUGCGAUAUGAGGGCUUCACGCCCAAGACGGAGCGGCGGACGUGCACGGACAGCAACGAGCUGCUGCGCCAGGAGGCCAACACCCACAUCCCACCCUUCGACACUACCAAGGUCGUCAGCACCUUCCACCUGCCCCUGGUGCUGUCGGUGAGCAGCAGCAGCCAGCAGGACAGCGAUAUCAUGAGCACACAGUACCAGCUGGUCAUCACUGUCUACCUGCCCUGGUCCCUGACCACCAUCAAAGCCAAGGUUCCCAUCAUCGUCACCAGCUGCCAGCUGCCGGACGGGGAGGAGCCGGGAUCACAGAAUUAAGUGCCCAAACGUCUAAAUAUUAAAAGCUUUAUCAGACUCUACUGGCAGUCCUCCUCCCUUUGCUCCCUUUGUCCUGCAAGGAGAGCUUCAGGUGAGCCCUCAAGGGGGUGGUAUGUCGCUUGUGUUGUUGCUAUUAUCUACUGUCGAGUGGACACUUGGCUCAUGGUGACUGAGGGUCCUGUGCCAUCCCCAUGGCUGGCUGCAAAUCAGACCAUUGUGAUUCACAGGGUUGUCGCUGGCUGAUUUCCAGAAGUAGAUCUCCAGGCCUUUCUUCCUAGUCUUAGUCCGGAAGCUCUACUGAGACCGGUCCAGCAUCACAGCAACACACGAGCCCUCCACUGACAGAUGGGUGUGGCUGUGCAUAAGGAGCACGGAAGUCAAGGAUUCUGCCACCGAACCACCUCUGCCCCUGAUGCGUUACCUGUAACAUCC
This is a messenger RNA of Loxodonta africana (African savanna elephant), 2078 nucleotides long. It is a transcript of the gene ARRDC5, whose product is annotated as arrestin domain containing 5. Bases 594 to 1646 code for a protein of 350 amino acids. Gene Ontology annotation, cellular component: cytoplasm. The transcript has 3 exons. Gene Ontology annotation, biological process: protein transport. Lineage: Eukaryota; Metazoa; Chordata; Mammalia; Proboscidea; Elephantidae. The record is from RefSeq and is a predicted model, not a curated record.